Messenger RNA from Biomphalaria glabrata, 1272 nucleotides. RefSeq lists its product as uncharacterized. The record is from RefSeq and is a predicted model, not a curated record. Bases 180 to 1136 code for a protein of 318 amino acids. NCBI's taxonomy places the organism in Eukaryota, Metazoa, Mollusca, Gastropoda, Planorbidae. The transcript has 5 exons.
GGCGUAACUCUAAGCCUGUACAAACAUCAGCUUAACGUCGAUUCAACCUUGUUUUUUUUUUUUUAGCAUGUGACUGCUGUUGACAAAUGACAAAGAAUGUACAAACUCAAACUUUUUAAAGCAAAUAUUUGCUCUAUAGUUGCACAAUUGAAAUGCUAGACUAGAAUUUAGUCGAUGUCAUGUCUCCACAUACACAUCGCUUCAAGACCUCGACACAACCAAUAGAUCGAUACCUGCUAUGCCAACAAUGGUGUUCCGAUCAAUCAAUAACUGCGUUCAAUACAAUCUUUGAGUUUCCGCCCGUCCCUUCUCUUCUUUUGUGUUGCCAUACUUCCAACAUUACACAUGGAGUCCAAGCCUGUGGCUGUCACUACUCAUUCUACAUGGCUAUCAGAUUUGUUACUAGUAGCAGCCUAGCCAGCACUGUCUCAUCAGGGUCAGAUCUACUCACAGAAACACAAUGUAGAAUGAAUAAUGUUCAAUUUAUGUCUGGUCCAGAUAUUUCCGGCUUUGACAGAAAUAAGCCACUCAGCAAAAUAAAAGAUAAAAGAGGAUCAUUUCCAUUUAUUGAAAAAGCAUUUUUCGAGCAGGACAGGGAGGAUAAGGGGCUGAACUCUUUGUCAGUGUGUAAAUCUGUGAGUUUUAAAAACAUAAACCUAAAGAACAGUUUGAUCAAAGGAGAACAACUCCUAUCAUUCAAGGGCAGCAAUUCCGCUACAGCGCCAGAUACAGAUGAAGUUCUUUCUGUGGAAACGUUUCUUAGUUCUUCCAACACAUCUGGUGCAAAUUAUGCUUCGACUGUUUCCAGCUCUACAAAACCAGUUUUGGCCAAUGGUCAACCGACUUUAACUAUGACCACAAACAGUGUGCUACAAAGAAAACCAGUGGCCAUGAUUACAACUAAUAGUAAAUCUAACCCAAGCUACGCUUACAAUGGCAUUAACAAUGGCAUUACAAUCAGAUCCAUGGGAGGUAACUUCAACAGUAAAGAAGAGCCCAAGUAUGCUGAUCCUCUGAGUGGUGCUACAGCAUCUUUUCAGCAAAGAAUCAUGGAGUUGGCAUCACUUGAGGCAGAGACUAUCAGAUGGGAGAGGCUUAAAAAAGUGAAGAAAAAAACUAAAGACAGAGAUUCCUAGUGACUUGGUGUGAUCAAUUGUUACUGUUAUUUUUGUCUGUGAUCUUAGAAUUUCAAUAUUUCACAAAUGCUGUGUAACUCUUGUACAGUAUGUCAACAAUUUGUAUGCAAAUAAAAAGUUUUUUUCCCCUGUUAAA